Messenger RNA from Onychostoma macrolepis, 4397 nucleotides. RefSeq names its product post-glycosylphosphatidylinositol attachment to proteins 6 (gene pgap6). The record is from RefSeq and is a predicted model, not a curated record. The transcript has 13 exons. NCBI's taxonomy places the organism in Eukaryota, Metazoa, Chordata, Actinopteri, Cypriniformes, Cyprinidae. The coding region runs from base 168 to 2423 and encodes 751 amino acids. Gene Ontology annotation, cellular component: plasma membrane.
CACGUACCUUAAGUAAUAUUUAUGAGCCAAUCCUUCAACAGCGGCGAAGGGGAAGCUAUGCAAACGUCCAGUAUUUCUGUUUUGAACCAGGAAGUAACGUGUCACAGCAGUCCUAGACAUUUGAAGAACACUACAAUGGGCUGAUUGAGGAGAAUCUAGACUGCAUUAUGGAAAAGUAUUUUGCACCGUGCCUUCUACUGUAUGUUAUCGCUGGCUGUUUUGCUGACGAUCUCACUUACUUGAACGGGUUCUACUCUAAAACGCCUCAGAGGUUGUCCAAAUACAGCUGGUUCGGUAAUGUUCGGCUCCAUCACUUCAGAGUACCGGAAGAUGCGGUGCUCGCGCGGUGGCUGCUCACCGUCUCGCGGGGAUCCGGACUGAACUGUGGCAACCAAAACAUCACUGUGCACUUUAGGGUAGGAGCGCCCCCGGUCAUCAACCCCAUAGAAACAACCUUUCCAAACUCCACAUCAGUGUCUCUUGCUCACAAUUUAACGCUGACCAUUCCCAGUGGACAGAGCGGCAAUGUGACACUGUUCAAUGUGACCCAUCCCAAACCUGGAGACUGGUUCCUUGCUGCUCACCUGCCCAAGGAUGAAGGGAAGAUAGAGCAGCAGGGACUGCCAUCUUGCUCAUACCUAUUUCAGGCACAGAUGUUUUUAAGGAGAGCUGCUGACCUGCCAAUCCUGCAGCUCAACAUUCCACUCUAUCAAACACUAACUACAACUCCAGCUCUGUUUAAGGUCUUUGUUCCAGAGUUCUCCUCCAGGUUGGAUGUUUUCAUCUUGAACUGUUCUGUAAAGCUGGGAAAUGAUUGCGGGCUGUCAAUCACUGUAGGCUCCAGCACUUUGAGGCAGGGCUCAGAGGUGAAACAGAACUGUUCAGGGUCAGAGAGCUGCUCCACAUCAGUCCUCAUUCCCCCGUGGAACAGCUGGUUGCUGGUUACGGUUGAAACUAGUCAACCAAACACCACCAUACCUUUCAGCAUCUCUGCCAAUGUCACAGUGGGAUGUAAACCUUUGAGCGUCUCUUCAGAUUUCAACACCUCAGCCUUCAUUCGUACCAUCAUUGCUCCCCAAAGCAACAGCUCGGGUGGUCUCAGUAACACAUCCGUUUCCAUAAGAGACCAACCAGGCCUUCGUGCUAACAGCUCUGAGCCAGUGUGCAUGAGAAGCCCUUCAGUGGUCAGAGAUGAACAGGAUGUGCUAUCACUACGCUUCAUCGUUUCCAGCAGCAACCUAACCGUGACCUCAGACCUUCCCACUGUGCUCACACUUGAGCACUCUCCUGGUGACAGUGGCGGCACGUUUGUUGUACAGCUCCACUUGAACACUAGUUCUCUGGUUGGUGGAUUUGCUCAUGUCAAAGCAUGUCUCACACCUUCAGCUCCUGUACUUCAUGUCAACCGCAGCCAGACUUGUGCUACAGGGCUUAUGCAGGGCUAUUCUCUGAGCGUGAGCAGCAAUGAAUCACAGGCACUGUUGAGGAUUCCGUUUCCAGACGCAGCAGUGUGGUACCUCAGCCUCCAGACCGUGUGCAAUGACAGUGUCGACUGCAGGAACGCAUCCGCAAUAGUGAGUGCGUCUGUGAGUGUGAGUGCGUGCAUCGAUGACUGUGGACCGUAUGGAGAGUGCAGACUGCUACGCACGCACAGCUACCUCUAUGGCGCAUGUGUGUGCAAAGCAGGUUGGCAGGGAUGGGGCUGUACGGACGGAGCGACUGCACAGUCGUACUCUCGGCAGAUGACUGCGGCUCUGCUCCUCACCCUCAGUAACUUUUUCUUCAUCCCACCCAUCGUCGUGGCACUUUACAGAGGCUACCACGUCGAGGCCGCCAUCUACUUCUUUACCAUGUUUUUCUCCACGUUUUAUCAUGCUUGUGACCAGCCCGGUGUGACUGUGAUGUGCAUCAUGGACUACGACACACUCCAGUUCUGUGAUUUCUUGGGUUCUGUUGUGUCAGUGUGGGUGACUAUUGUGUGCAUGGCACGGCUCCAGGAUCCAGUAAAAUAUCUAUUGUUUAUGGCGGGCACUCUCGUCAUUUCUAUGGCAAUGCAGUUGGACCGCAGGGGGCUAUGGAACCUUUUAGGUCCUGUACUGUUUGCUUUAGUCAUUAUGGUCACUUCCUGGGUUUAUCGAGGAGUGAAACGGCAUCAGUGCUACCCUCCGUUGUGGCGCCGCUGGGUGUUGUUCCUGCUUCCGGGCAUCGUAUCUGCAUUGAUUGGAGUGUGCGUGUACGUCUUCGCUCAGACCGACGGCAACUACUACUACACUCAUUCCAUUUGGCAUGUUAUGGUGGCCACGAGUGUGGUCUUCCUCUUACCACCCCGUGAAAAACACGUUCCCCCCUGGGGCUGGACCAACAAAAUCUGUAGCUACAGGAGAUGUAAAAAUGAGAAAGUAGAGCUUUACACUGUCACCUAAAUACACUGCUAUUGAAAUUUGCACAAACUGGAUUUUCAUGUGCAUUUUAACAGUUUUACAAACAUUAGUGGUUAGCUUUAAGCACGUCAAGCUUUAUCUGAAAGAUUCUCCUCUGCAGUCACCAGUACGACUGUACGCACACGAAUAACUACUUAAAGGAAUAGUUUACCCGAAAAGGUCAAAAAUGUUACCCAAACAUUUUUAUUGUCAUUCUAAACCCAUAAACCAAAUCAAUGGAACACAACAGGAGAUUCUUGACAAUUCAUAGCGACCACAUCAAUCAAGACUAUCAGUGAAUAACAAACUUAUUUUGGUCUGUUUCCCACACAAGGCUAUUUUAUGACUGCAGAAGGCUUGGAAUAUAGUGCAUUAGUCAUGUAGACUACAGUUAUGGUGCUUUUUGAUGAACAAAAACGUCUCCUUUUGUGUUUCAUGGAAAAAAAAUAACUGCUCACAGGUUUGAAUGACAUGAGGGUGAGUAAAUAAUGCCAUAAUUUUCAUUUUUUAAUGAACUAUUCCUUUAAACAGGAUACUUUUUAACUUUUCAAAUGACUGAUUUCACAGAGAACAACAGCAAUGUCAAUAAUUAGUGAAUGUCUUUUGACCCAGUUUACUCCAGGAAGCACUUUUGUGAGUUCGAAGAAUCAAUUUAUCAAUUUAUAACACUGCAUUUGUCAAUUUUUUUUAAAUCUCUUUUGAGAAAAGCACUACUGAAUUCUAGGUAUAUUCAGCACUUUUUUCAGUUGAUUUUUAUGAGUAGCACCACAUUGAAUCUGCACCCACAGAACUGGGAUUGUUUCUGCAGAAAUGAUUUUUUUUUUUUAAAUAACACAUUUAACUAUAGUUAAGUACUUUUCACAGAAUUCUGGAGAUUUUCUUUCAAAAUCAGCACCAGAAAUGAGAAAAAAUAAAGAAAUUGCAGAUUCUGUCUGGACCUACUUAUGACGUUAAGGAUCAUGUUGUGCAUUUUCAUUACUAGAGAGGACUGUUGUCUGUGUCUCUGAAAUAUUGUUUGCUUACACUGGAGAGCAGGUGCAAUAGUUCCUUGUUUAAUAGCCAAAAUUGUUUUACACUAUUAUUUAUACCACUGUCAGGAAUGUACAAGAAAUUACCUCCCUUCUUCCUCCCUAAAAGCCUUGGAAUUUUUCUUGAGAUGUUGCUCUUACGUUUCCGAGGGGAAGAACUUCUUAAACUCGCUUAAAAUUAUGUUUGCUUGAGCCAGUAUGUGAAAUUAUGCUUGUAUGCCAGUAUGAAUGGCUGUGUCUGCUUAAUAGGUUAAAGGUGUGUGUGUGUGUGUGUUUGUGUUUGUUAUGGGUGUCAGAUGUAUGAUGACCUGAUGUAUUUAAGAUGAACUUCUGUAUUGGUAAAGGCUUUACAUAGAUAUGCAUUAUACUAUACUUCUGAACCCUCAGGCCAGUUUAAACUUGAAGAGGCAUCUGUGGACAUACUUUUAAGAUUUAAAUUUACAUAGCAGCUGUCCUUUAAGGAUCAAAUGUAUGUAAAUCAGUGUCGCGGUUUUCCAUUUAACGUGAUUCGACUCUUGUUUUUCCAGAGGUGGUAAAAUGUUAACUAGGGUUGGAAUAUUAUACAGAUGUUUUACAAUGUUUUAUAUUCAUUUUGUAUUGGACUUGAAAUUGAAAAGAAAUAUGAGCUAAACCAAGAUAAAUCUGUGAAUCCCAAAACCUUUUCUUCUUUCUUAUGGGAUUUAGUUUUGAUUUAAUAUUGCUUAUCAUGACAAUCCUUGUUCUUCUUUGUGUCCAUUGGUAGCCCUUGUAAAUUGCACAAAUAUGCACUUGUGUUUGGGGUUGAGAAUGAGGCAGUGCAGUCACAGAGAUUAUGUUUAAUGUUAAAGUUUCUUUAUUGUUGGUUUUAAUCAUUUUUAUUUGUGCUCUUGAUUCCUGUCUCCUUUUUUCUUAAAGUGUUCUGUAAUCUAUAUGCCAAUAAAUUGAGAAAUAAAUAACUCAAUGAUUAUUU